Molecule: messenger RNA, 1467 nt
Organism: Limulus polyphemus (Atlantic horseshoe crab)
Lineage: Eukaryota; Metazoa; Arthropoda; Merostomata; Xiphosura; Limulidae
Product: carboxypeptidase B-like
Exons: 11
Coding region: 24-1355 (443 amino acids)
Biological process (GO): proteolysis
Molecular function (GO): zinc ion binding; metallocarboxypeptidase activity
Source: RefSeq, a predicted model, not a curated record
GCUAGUCUCAAUCGUUCCAGUAGAUGUGUAGCCCGAACAUGAAAAUCGUGCUUUCUCUUCUAGUCCUUCUGGGACUCUACUUCUUUUCGGAUGCACUCGACCUGUACAGACACAGGUCUCAUGAGAAAAGAUACUACCGUGGCUACAAGGUCUUGAGACUCUACCCUUCUAAUAGUGAACAGCUACGACUACUACACGACCUAGCUGAGAGUGAGAACUCUGAGCUUGACUUCUGGUUACCACCUUCUUCUGUCAGUCGACCUGUUGACGUCAUGAUUCCUCCUGAGCGUUUCCACCAGAUAAAGCACCUCCUGACUGCAAACCACAUCCAACAAGAGAUAUUGGUUGAAGAUGUUGAUAAAGCUAUUGAGAAUGAAAAGACACCAGCUCCAUAUUCUGAACUUCGCAGCACAUCAAGUGUAUUCUUCACGAAAUAUCAACGCAUUAAUGACAUACACAACUACCUGGAAAACCUGGCUGCUGAAAACUCGCCAAUUGCUUCAAUCUUAUCAAUUGGAAAGUCUUACGAGGAACGUGACCUAAAGGCCAUCAAGAUCAGUAAAGAAACUUCAAACGACAAACCUAUAAUCUGGAUCGAUGCUGGGAUUCAUGCUAGGGAAUGGAUCUCAAUAGCUACAGCCGUAUAUAUAGCUAAAGAGUUGAUUCAAAAUUACAACAGUGAUCCUGACAUCAAGAGUCUGGUUGAUACAUUUGAGUGGUAUAUUUUACCAUCUGUUAACCCUGACGGUUAUGAGUACAGCCAUGAUUAUAAUCGAAUGUGGCGUAAGACACGUUCAGUGGGUACAUCAGUGUGGGGAUGUAUAGGUGUGGAUGCUAACAGAAACUUUGGAUUCAAGUGGAACCAGGGAGGAGCUAGCAGUAACCCAUGUUCUGACUUAUACGCUGGACCUAAAGCUUUCUCGGAACCUGAAACUAAGGCCAUUUCAGAGUUUAUUUUGGCAAGGAAGAACCAGGUGAAGCUGUACAUCGCCACACAUUCUUAUUCACAGCUAUGGCUGACGCCCUGGGGCUGGACAUCUAAACUCCCUGACGAUUACGACGAUCAGUACAACCUGGCUAAUAUUGCUGUCAAGGCCCUGAAUUCUGUCCACGGAACAAAGUACCAAAUAGGUUCUUCUACAAACCUUCUGUAUAUUGCUGCAGGAGGAGCUGAUGACUGGGCUUAUGGUGUUGCUGGAAUUAAGUAUGCUUAUACUCCUGAACUAAGAGACACGGGAAGAUAUGGCUUCGUUCUUCCUGCUAGCCAAAUAAUUCCAUCAGGAGAAGAAACCUUUGCUGCUGUAAAAGCUAUGGCACUUGCAUUGAAAAAUGAACUGUCACGUGGUUUGAUAUAAAAUAUUUUGAUUAGAAUUUUUCUGAACAUAUUUGUUUUCUGUAACUUUUUUUUAAAUAUAAUCACCUGCUGGUUGUAGCUUUGACAAAAGUAAAAUAAAAUGUCACAUUGAA